AUGUGUCCGACACUUCAAUAUGAUUCUUGUGAGCAAGCUAAUGCUGUUGGAGGCUUUCCAGGCCAACCACAAAGAAAUUAUGAUCCCUAUUCUAAUACAUACAAUCCAGGAUGGAGGGAUCAUCCAAAUCUCAGCUACAAGCCACGUCCACAAUUUUCACAGUUUCAGCCUAGACAACCCAUUCAACAACAACCUUCAUCUUCACAACAACCAUCUUCUAAUUCAAGUAUGUCAUUGGAAGAUAUUGUUAAGUCACUUGCAACCAAUACACACCAAUUCCAGCAAGAAACAAAAACAAGUAUUCAACAUUUAGAAAGUCAGAUAAGUCAGUUAGCGUCUACCAUGAGUCGAUUGGAAUCUCAAGGUAAGUUACCUUCACAAACUGUUGUAAACCCAAAGAAAAAUGCAAGUGCAAUUACCUUGAGAAGUGGAAAAGAGUUGCCAAAACCUACUCAAGUGAGAAGCAAACACAACCGAGAUGAAGAAAAUGAAAAAGAAGUUCACCCACCCGAAAAUGAUCAAAAUAUUGUCAAAGAAAGUCCAGAGACUUUGGUGGAAGAACAAAAAGAAAUACUUGAAACAUUUCAAAAGGUUGAGGUAAAUAUUCCUUUACUUGAUGCGAUUAAACAAAUUCCUCGAUAUGCUAAAUUUCUCAAGGAGUUGUGCACCAAUAAAAGAAAGUUGAAAGGCAAUGAAAUGGUAAGCAUGGGAGAAAAUGUUUCAGCUGUUUUACAAAAAAAGUUGCCUCCUAAAUGCAAAGAUCCAGGUAUGUUCACUAUCCCUUGCAAAAUUGGAAAUGUUAAUGUUGAAAGAGCAAUGUUAGAUCUAGGAGCUUCAAUCAAUGUGAUGCCUUUAUCUAUUUACUCAUCUUUGAAUGUUGGUUCUUUAAAAGAAAUUGGUGUCAUUGUUCAACUUGCUGAUAGAUCUAAUGUUUAUCCUGUCGGGGUUCUAGAGGAUGUUUUAGUACAAGUUGAUGGAUUGAUUUUUCCUGCUGAUUUUUAUGUGUUAGAUAUGGAAGAAGACAAUUCACCCAAUUCUUCAUUGAUAUUAUUAGGAAGGCCAUUUUUGAAAACAUCUCAAACUAAAAUUGAUGUGCACGAUGGUACACUCACAAUGGAAUUUGAUGGUGCACUCAUUAAGUUUAACAUUUAUAAUGCCAUGAAAUAUCCUGAUGAUGUGUCAUCUGUUUCUCUAAUAGAUGUUGUUGACCCUCUCGUGCAGAAAAUUUCUUAUUUGACUGAUAAUGAUGCCUUAGAGGUUGCACUAAACAUGAAUUUUACACCAGAUGGAUUAAAGGAAAUCAUGAAUCACUUUUCUUUGAAUUUUGAGUUGCAGGAUAUUGUUCAUGAGUUGGAGUCACUAAAGCCAAUUAAAUGUAAUGUUCAUUAUAUUGAAUUGCCUACAUCUAGCACAAAACUCCUGCCUUCUAUUAUACAGGCCCCAAAGAUAGAACUGAAACCAUUGCCAGAUCAUCUAAAAUAUGCAUUCUUAGGGGAUGGAGAGACUCUUCCCGUGCUAAUUUCUAACAAAUUGUCUACACUAGAAGAAGAAAAGUUGGUCCGAGUGCGUAGAGAAUAUAAGAAGGCUAUAGGUUGGACUAUAACCGACAUUAAGGGAUUGAGCUUGUAA
Messenger RNA from Ipomoea triloba (trilobed morning glory), 1629 nucleotides. RefSeq lists its product as uncharacterized. Bases 1 to 1629 code for a protein of 542 amino acids. NCBI's taxonomy places the organism in Eukaryota, Viridiplantae, Streptophyta, Magnoliopsida, Solanales, Convolvulaceae. The record is from RefSeq and is a predicted model, not a curated record. The transcript has 2 exons.